AUGUCCCUCUCCAAAUUUCCUAUUUUAAAGCUUCCUACCGUUGCUCUAAAUGAAGUUUUGAAGCUAUUCACUCCAUUUGAAAUAAUCUUCUUCUCCUUCUGUAGUAAAAGAACAAAAUCGAUAUGUCAAUCAAUUCGUACUGUUCCUAAAUGCAAAGUAGCUCUCUAUAAUUUCUCUGUUUGGAUCGAUUCAGUUUAUGCGAUAUAUCUUCAAUUCACUUAUUUCCCGUCAGAACUAUGGGUAUUUAACUUGGAAGCAUGUCCGGAGUCAAAGCAUACGAAAAGAAACAAGUUUUGGUCAGUACUUCCCAAUGGAUUCUUGAAAAUGUGCUAUUCGAGAAAACCUACAAAAUCGUCAUGUCAGAAAAAGACAGAACCGAUAGAAGGUAUUCAUUUUCCUAACUGGAACCCUGCCGUCGACACUGUUGAAACCUACGCCUGGCUGACAAAUGAAACUACUUUAACAACUCGUCACUCUUCCCAUUUAUAUACUUCAGAAAAUCUUGCAUCUGUUACAAGAAAGCUGGCUGACUACAUUUCUGAAAUAUUCCAUGAUGAAGAGAACCUUUUUGCACUUGAAUGGAAUCGAUACAAUGGCAAACAAAAUCGAAUAACUAUGGAUUUGUUCUGUAAUCCAGUCCAAGAUUUUCUGUUAACCGGGGACACAUCGAACGACUCUUCCAAAAAUGAUAUGUUGACCUAUAUUUUGAAGAAUCAAAAUUCCAAAAGAACUAUGACCCUGUGGAUUAAUCCAAGUUUAGAUUUCAGUUUUGACUUUGGACAAUUCAAGAAUUCCUUAGAAGUCUUACAUAUUACAUACUCACAUUGGAUAACAUUUCAAAACAUUUUGGAUGCAGAUUUCAAAUUAUUGAUUGACAAAUGGAGAGAUGGAUGGACUCCAAAUUGGAAGACUAUGAGCAUUGAACUCAAUGAAGAUAUCGAUGUAGAUACCUGUGUCGAGGACUUGGAACCAGAGCAUUAUAAGAGUAAAAAAGUAGUCUGUGGAAAUUACCCAAUUCAACUCAAUCGAUUCAAAGGAUAUUUUGACAUAAGUUGUGAAACAACCUUUAUGCAUGGAUAUCAUAUUUUACGAUCAGAUGGAAUGAUUGCAACGAUUGGAAUAUCAGUAGAUAAAUAUCGAGUUGGAUGGUUUCAUAUCAGAAAAUAA
Molecule: messenger RNA, 1167 nt
Organism: Caenorhabditis remanei
Lineage: Eukaryota; Metazoa; Nematoda; Chromadorea; Rhabditida; Rhabditidae
Exons: 5
Coding region: 1-1167 (388 amino acids)
Biological process (GO): embryo development
Molecular function (GO): protein binding
Source: RefSeq, a predicted model, not a curated record